AUGGUAGUGCAGAUAUCCAAUGGAGGACAAGGAGAUAAAGAUAGGAUUUACAACUAUAGCUGGAUUAAAGAAGGGAGAAAGAGGAUGAAUCCAGAGAAUUUAACCUCCAUGAGUUUGCUUUCAGUAAUCCAUAGCAACACCAGCAAUCUGUUCUUGGGGCUCCAACUCGUCCAGUUCUUCAAGCCUCUCAUCAUCCCUUGCUACUGCUUAGUGGUUUUUGUCGGCAUCAUUGGGAAUUACCUCCUCAUCUAUGUGAUCUGCAAGACCAAAAAGAUGCAUAAUGUCACGAACUUCCUGGUAGGCAACCUGGCAUUCUCCGACAUGCUUAUGUGUGCCACCUGUGUGCCUCUGACACUGGCAUAUGCCUUUGAGCCUCGAGGGUGGGUCUACGGACGCUUCAUGUGCUACUUUGUGUUCCUGAUGCAGCCAGUCACAGUGUUUGUGUCUGUCUUUACCUUGACUGUCAUUGCUGUGGACAGAUACUAUGCCAUGGUUUAUCCACUCCGGAGACGGCUCACAAUACAGAUCUGUGCCUAUACACUGGCUGCUAUUUGGUUGUUGAGUUGCAUGUUAGCUGCCCCAGCUUUGGUCCACACGUACCACACUGAAUUCCCAGAACUGGACUUUUCUAUCUGUGAAGAGUUUUGGUUCCAUAUGAAGAGAGACCACUUAGCUUAUGCCUAUAGCACCCUCAUUCUCACCUAUGUACUGCCCUUAAUGGUCAUCUCAGUUUCCUACCUGAGGAUCUCAGUCAAGCUGAAAAACCGAGUCGUCCCUGGAAACAUCACCCAGAGCCAAGCAGAGUGUGACAGAGCCAGAAGGAGGAAGACCUUCCGCCUCCUGGUCUUGGUAGUGGUGGCCUUCGGAGUCUGUUGGCUGCCUUUGUACAUUUUUAAUGUGAUAAAGGAUAUUGAUAUUAAACUGAUAGACAAACAAUAUUUUAACCUCAUCCAGCUCCUUUGUCACUGGUUUGCUAUGAUGUCUGCUUGCACCAAUGCCUUCCUUUAUGCCUGGCUGCAUGACAGCUUCAGGGGGGAGCUAAAGAAAAUGUUCACUUGGAGGAGGAAAAAGACAGGGCCUGCUCCCAAUUGUAUCGUGGCCAGUGUGGUGCUGUAA
This is a messenger RNA of Eublepharis macularius, 1116 nucleotides long. Its product is annotated as prolactin-releasing peptide receptor-like. The record is from RefSeq and is a predicted model, not a curated record. Gene Ontology annotation, cellular component: neuron projection; plasma membrane. The coding region runs from base 1 to 1116 and encodes 371 amino acids. Gene Ontology annotation, molecular function: neuropeptide Y receptor activity; neuropeptide binding. The transcript is spliced from 2 exons. Gene Ontology annotation, biological process: G protein-coupled receptor signaling pathway. NCBI's taxonomy places the organism in Eukaryota, Metazoa, Chordata, Lepidosauria, Squamata, Eublepharidae.